Molecule: messenger RNA, 6807 nt
Organism: Chiroxiphia lanceolata (lance-tailed manakin)
Lineage: Eukaryota; Metazoa; Chordata; Aves; Passeriformes; Pipridae
Product: zinc finger protein 501-like
Exons: 3
Coding region: 4371-5783 (470 amino acids)
Biological process (GO): regulation of transcription by RNA polymerase II
Cellular component (GO): nucleus
Molecular function (GO): RNA polymerase II transcription regulatory region sequence-specific DNA binding; DNA-binding transcription factor activity, RNA polymerase II-specific
Source: RefSeq, a predicted model, not a curated record
CGCGGAGGGCCCGGCCGGAGCCAUGCGAGUCGGAAAUCUGUAGCGAUCGGCUCGCGGUUGCCGAAUCUGACGCCCCCAGCCGGGACCCGAGGGCGGUGAUGGCGAAGAAGGAUGCUGCCAGAAGUGCCCCCGCUACUGGGGCUGGAGGAGACGUCAUUGCCCAGGCAGCUGGCGGGGACAGAAGCCCUGGUGCCUCAGGCAGGCAUUCGGCAGCUUUGGCCACUUUCUAGGGAGAACAGGAUGAGCUGGUGUGCCAGGGUGAUGCCAGGGCAGCGUGUGCUCUGUUAGGGAUCCCACCAGGUAAGGACUCUAAGCUGAGCUGUCCUCUGUGAAAGGAAGCCAGCAGUCUUGUUCCAGGGCUUGCACAUUUCCCAUGUGUGACCUGCCUUAGCCUUGGGAAAGAUUACGCUUCCCAGAACAAAUGGAGGACCUGUGAUUUUGAGGUCUUCUUUCGAAGGACUUCCUUCAAUGGAUACAGACAGAGCCUGUAUUUCACUCAGCUGUGUUUGUGACACUUAGGCUGUGUAAACCCUGACCCUCUCCACAGAGAUGUUGCUUGGUGUGGUGCAUCCUCGAGGAGAAAUGCCUUUGACUUCUUUCUCCUCACGGCCCUCGGUGGAAUAGAUUACAAGAAGGUCUGCAAAAGGAAGGGGUUACUCACUUCAGUGAUGGUCUCCUGAAAGCCAAAACCGCUGGAGCUUAUAUUGAGUUUGAGGUAGCUCCAAACUCAUUCUGAGUGGAGAUUCAGAGAAGCAGAGCUGGUUCCUGGAGAUUUCCCACUCUGCUUUUGGCAACAAGUGCUGGACCCAAAUGGCUUGACGCAGUUUUACUCACAGGUAUGUUCAAUGUUUAGAAAAGGAACAACACUUCAGCCAAGGUCCCCAUAAAUCACACUAUUUCCUGAGGCAAGGGGAGGCUCUUAAUAUGAAUAUUUAUCCUGUGUGUUUCAUAGCAUCAUUGCAGAAGUAGAUGUCAACCAUGUGCAAUCCCCAAUACAAAGAGGAUGCUAGACCACCAGUUCCCUUGCAGGAUAAGGCUUUCCUGCAUUUGGAGAGCACGCCUUGUGUAUCUGUAUGUGUAUAUUCACAUGCAUACUUCCAAAGAAGAUUCUUGUCUUAAUGGUUUUGAGCAGAAGCACCUACAUUUAAUGAAGAAAAGACAACAUUCUCCCAUGACAUUCCUUGAGUGACACAACAAGCACCAUCACAAUAGUGAGCAAACAGUUUUUGCAGGACAGAUCAGCAUCUUUUCAGUGCGUUCACUUCCAAGAGGAUACCAUCUUUUUCUUUGAAUCCUGAGCAGUAGCAUUUCACAUGACUCUGUUUCCCCUUGCACUUGGAAGAGGUGGCUUUUCCUCUGUCUUUCCCACACUGUUGACCUGUGUCAGUUGUUUGGUGAUUGAGGCACAUUUGCAUUGUUCAGGGCCUCCAGCAGCCUUGAGGCAGCCUCCUGCAACUCUUCUUCCUUCACUGCCUUCCCAACGGACAACAACAACUUCAUUGUCUGCAGCGAGCUCUGCACCUGGCUGUCUAGCAGCCUGAGGAGGAGAUCCUCAAUGUCACUGUGUGGCAGCUGCUGGCCACCGGCUGUCGCCUCUGUGGCUUGUGGGCCAGCAGGUAAGAAGGUGGGGGUCACAGAUACUUCCGUGUCAGGGCUGGAGCCAGCUGGAUGGGUACUUGUGGGAGAUGUGGGGUAAAGUGGCUGGGGACCGAAGUUUCUGGAUGACAUGGCAUCACUGCUCGUGGUAACGUCGUUGGCGCCUGCUGUGUUGUGCAGAUUGGCGCUGCUCUCUCCUGGGCAUGCAAUCCUCUGUGGAGGAGAAAACAUACCUCUGUAGAAGCUUCAGGAGCAGGCACCUAGGCACUCCCCUGUUCUGUGAGUUUAGCUCUCACUGCACAAUCCCAUCUUUCCCACUCCCUACAAAGAUGAGCCCAAGAAAGCAAAGAAACCUUCAUAUCCUUUCUUUGUCGAGUCUCCCCAUAAGUCUCUCAUGGGACUCACAGGUGUCUUUACUUUCUUUCUCUUCUAGCCUGCAUGAAUCCCCCCUCUCCUGGAGAACCUAGAUUGUCUCAACUUGGUUGGGAACGAGCUGGAGAGGAGGGCUGAGGUGGUCCUCACAGGUUCAUUUUCUUGAAGAUAACUCCUGCAAAGUCUCCUUUUUGGCAAAUGGCUUCAGGUGCCAUCUGAAGUUAAUCAGCUUGGUGUGAGUGCGCCUGGAAUGUGGGCUACCCCUGGCUCUCCCCUCUCUUCCCUGUCUUUUAGCCUCUUGUUUUCCCACUUCCUGAUUUUCAGGGCUCUCCCUUUAGCUUGUUACUUGCCCAGAGCACACAUAGUCUUCAGGAAAUAGCUAAAUAACUCACCUUAAGAAAAUACUUUUUCUUAAUACAGCGAUAAAAAGAAAAGGUGCAGAAGUUUGGGAAGAAAGGAUUUCCUGGCAUUUCAGAGCAUACGGGUCCUAGAAAGAGGCAAAGGAAGAGACAGACCUAGUGAUAAACUCCAGUGCUGGCAUCCUAUCAGCCCUUAGCAAUAAUCUCACUGUCGAGUGACAUCCCUCCAUGAAAACUCCUAUGCCAUUUGGGUGCCCCCCUGAACCUUGUGAGAAACUCCGUGUUUUCUUGGUCAUUUCCAUGACCCAGGGUGUGAGAGGAGGCUGAUCCUAGGGACGUGUGUGGUGCAAUCAGGUGUGAGAAACGGUGUGCAUGAGCACAUGCCUUCUCUUCACUGCAGGAUUGCUACCCAUCUCUCUCCCCCACCAGCUCCCGAGUCUGUCCUCUCCCAGUGAUCAGGUCCCGUGCGGGACCCCCAUCCAGCUGCCUGCCCUUGGGAAUCACGCUUGGCUUUACCUUGAGGGAUGACUCCGUGGUUUUCGUACUUGUCCAGUGUCUGGACCAGUGAGUUCUGGCAGCCAUACAGCUCACGAAGAUGGCAGGCAGUGCUGGCUUGGAGUGUGAUCCGGAGGAACUUGAAGAACUGGCGGUACUCCUGGUUGGAGAGUGGCGUUCCUGGCUGCUGUGCCUUCGUCCCCCGAGGGCCAACUAUGCAGCCCCAUCCCAAGAGCACUGGUAAAAAAUAAAGUGCAGGGAGUCAGAGGGAGAAGGAAACCCUAACCACGCCACAUUCAGAACUGGAGAGCUGAAUCCAGAUCUCUGUUGCCUUUUCUGGGUGCAGGAUCCAGCAUGUGGGAAAUGCAGUAACAGACUGGAGAUGGCAGAUCCAGACCUGGGAAAAACCUGCCCCACCCAUGUUGAGAGGGGUGCAGUAUUUUGGGGACAGUACUUGGCUGAGGGGCCUUCACCAUAGCUCUGGAGAUUCAAAUCUCGAACUGGGAGAAAUGUCUUGGAAGUCAUGGCUGGGAAUAUUGCUAUGCUCUUGGGGCUGGAUCAAGGAGACCGUUUCAUUUCAAGAUUUUUAGCCUCUGCAAAUGUUCUUCCUCUGGCUAAGUAGGUCUUUAACCAAGGUCCUCUCUCAGAUCUCCUUCUCCUGCCUCCCCUGUUGCUUCACUGGGCCAGCUCUUUCCUUCUGGCCUUGCAGGUUAAGUCUAGAUCUCUGUGCUUGUGUCUGAUUUAAUGCACCCAGAUGUCCCUGUCUCCAGUCUCUACCUCUGCUCCAGUCUGUGCCUACACAUCCAGCUCUGACUCCUCCCUGGCUCCUAGGUCAUUCUGUGGCCCUUCCUGAAGAAUAGAUACCAGCACAAGUGGGUGAAAACUGGCAAAAUUCUAAGCCUCAGGAUCUUUGCACCUGAGGUGUUGGAGGGUGCUCCCGUCCCUUCCUUUUGCCUCCAGACUGCCCAAGCUGAGGAGCAAUGGGGAGGGGUGCAGAGCAGCCACUUCAGCUGCCCUUUCUCACAACCAGGCUUGGAGGAGAGAUGUUUGCUACUUACCAGACAAAACCAGGUAAGCCCUCAUAGCCAAUAUCGAACUGUGAGCAGGGCCUGUGACAGGCAGGGCCGACAGUCAGGGCCCAGUGUGCUGCCAGAGGUGUCACCUCCACUCUUUCACUGGUGAUGUCAUAGACACCUGCAUUCCCAACACUCCAUCCUCUGCUGCUCACGCCUCCUCCCAGCUGUGCCUCCCUGCUGCCUCCCCCCCUGCUGCCCCCUGACAGGCUGAGUGUGGACAUACUGGUAUUUGUGCACAAACUCCUGCUCAGUGCCAGCUCUUUGAAGUCCAUCUGGAAGGAGGCCAUUUUUCUGGAGCACAGGACAAAAAAUUCUGCCUUCAGACUGCUCGUGUCAAUAAAUGACCUGCAGUCCCCAGCUUGGCUUUAACCUUUCAGAUGGAGUGAAGAGAAAUAGCUUUUUGGCCAGAAGCAACUAAAUACCAAGACAGUAGAGAGACUGCUCACAAGCAGGUGACAGGACUGUGGGUGACAUGCAGAACAGCAGCCAUCAUCAGGAAAGUCCUGUGAGAGCUGAACUGCAUCUGUGUUCCCCCAGGAAGCUCACAGGAGAUACCUUGCAGGACACCGAUCAAAGACAAGACUGCAAGCAGGAGUUGGAGACGGAAAGUGAGAUGGAGACAUCUUUUGCAAAGAGACAGGGAAUGGUAACUCGCUAUGGGAUGGAAAUCUGGGAGUGUGAGGACAGCGGUAGAGGCCACAUCAGCAAGGUUAUCCUUGCUGGGGACAAGCCCGACCCACCCAUGUGUGGGAAUGGUGCCAUUUGGAUUCAGCAGGUGGGAGAGAAAACCUAUGAGUGUCCCGAAUGUGGGAAGAGCUUCAGCCGGAGUUCCUAUCUGAGCCAACACCAGAGGAUCCACCUGGCAGAGAAACCCUUCAGCUGCUCUGAAUGUGGGAAGAGUUUCACCCGCAACUCAGACCUGAUCAAACAUCAGCGGAUCCACACUGGUGAGAAGCCCUACCAGUGCAACGAGUGCAAGAAGACCUUCAGCCAGAGGUCCAACGUGAUCAGGCACCAGCGGACCCACACGGGAGAGAGACAUUACCUGUGCAACGAGUGCGGGAAGAGCUUCAGCCAGAACUCGCAUCUCAUUGUACACCAGCGCAGCCACAAGGGAGAGAAACCCUUUAAUUGCCUCCGGUGUGAGAAAAGCUUCAGUGACCGUUCCUCCCUGAUCAUACACCGGAGAGUCCACACCGGAGAGAAGCCCCACAAAUGCCAAGAGUGCGGGAAGUGUUUCCGGGACAGCUCGGCCAUCAUUCGGCAUCAGAGGAUUCACACGGGAGAGAAACCAUACGAGUGCACCGAGUGUGGGAAAACCUUCCGGCAGAGCUCCUCGCUGGUGACCCACACACGGACACACACGGGCGAGAAGCCCUACAAGUGCCCUGUGUGCGGGAAGGGCUUCAGCCAGAGCUCGGCGCUCACCACUCACCGCCGGAUCCACGGUGGGAAGGCCCUGUCCAUGUACCACAGCGGCCUCCUGCCUAACCCCUACCAGUGCACCGAGUGCGGCCGGAGGUGCAGCGACCACUCCACCCUGGCCAAGCACCAGAGCACACACGCCGAGGAGCGGCCCUUCAUCUGCGUGGAGUGCGGGGACAGCUUCCGGCGGAGCUCAGCUCUCAACGUCCACCUGCGGAUCCACCGUGGGGAGAGACCCUACAAGUGCGAGGAGUGCGGAAAAACGUUCAGGCACAGCUCAGCCCGCUGUGCCCACCUGAGGAUCCACGCAGGAACCAAGCCCUACGAGUGCAUCGAGUGUGGGAAAAGCUUCCGGAAAAGCUCAACACUUAAAGUGCAUUUGAAAAUCCACGUGGCCAAGAAACCUUAUAAAAGUGUGGUGGGUAGAAGAGUGCUCACUUUCCGCUCACUUCUGCCAUAAGCCUGGAGUGGGUGUUCAGAGCAGGAAACUAAACUAGUGUUGGGGCUACCUUAAAAAGGUGGGUAAUGAGAACCACGGUGUGAAGAGACUGACUGGAGACACGGUAUCUCUGGUAUUAGGGCUGGGUGCUAAACCCCAGUGGCACAAGAACUAUUAGGAGGUCUGGAAACAGGGAGUUAGUCCUAAGAGCUGAGUGCUGGUGGUUUAGGAAGAGUGUCAGGAAUGUGAGGAAUGAGCACCAGCUUCAGCGUAAAUCAGGGACUGAGAAUACGUGGUAGAAUAACAGCUGGGAGAAUUGGGCUUGUAAAAUACAACAGAAGUGAAGAUCGUAAUAAAAUGUUUCAGGUUGGUUCUGGCUCAAAACUUUAGCUUGUUAGACACUGUAGUAGUCUUAGGAACUGAACUCUCUCAUUAUUACCUUCCCUUAUUUUUCAUGAAUAUAGUCAGUUUACCCAGUGUUUGACAAGGCAUUUUCAAAUCUUUUGAGUCUGAGACUUUGGAGCUGAACUUCAGUCUAUUUUGUCUUUUCCAAAUCUUACGUGGGACAAUGAGUUCCUACCUCAUGAUAGGUGAGUAUGUACCCAGAAAACAUGGAUGUGGAAGCAUUUCCAUUUGAAAAGCAGCCAUUUAAUAGUCUGUGACAGCUUCUCCCAGAUUUCUUCUUGCUGAUUUGAAACGCCUUCUGCUUGGGACAUCAAUGAAACAUGGACAAAAAUGUGGCCUUUUUUUAUUUAACCAAAAACCAGGAUUUUUCCCCUAGAUGUCCUACUCUGAAAUGUUACGUGAUGAGUUCUUACUGCUGGUCGGGAGACUGACUGCAGUUCUGUAGUCGUUUUUACACUACUCUUCUUUAGCUCACCGUUGUUUGAAAAGUAUUAACAUAUAAAGUUCAGCACCGAACAGGUAGGAACGACUAUAUUUGCAUUUAUUACUAUGCCAACGACCGUGUAUUACAUAAACCUGUAUUGCAAUGUUUUUGUUACUGCGUGUUUCCAUCCUGAAUAAAACCUUUCGUUCUCUCCUG